Solea solea (common sole) is the source of this 6623-nucleotide messenger RNA. RefSeq names its product muscleblind-like protein 1. Lineage: Eukaryota; Metazoa; Chordata; Actinopteri; Pleuronectiformes; Soleidae. The transcript has 12 exons. The record is from RefSeq and is a predicted model, not a curated record. Gene Ontology annotation, molecular function: metal ion binding. The coding region runs from base 1557 to 2804 and encodes 415 amino acids.
CUGGGUAGUGCUUUUACAGGAUCUAAAAAAGGAAAAAAACAGAAGAAGAUUGUAGAAGAUGUCCCGAGCAAAGAAACAGAUACAUGACAACAAAGAGAGGAGCGUGCAUGAUCCCAGAGUAGGCUGAGCCAUUGGAGUUUGCAAGAAGAUUGUUGGAGCGUUUUCUAAAGGCGUGAAAAUGAAGACAGCUCUAAGAGACGCUCAAGCUCAUCUGAACCUCCCGGAGCAUAAACUCGUCACAGAAUCGCCAACAAGAUGGGCUUCGAGCCAGCGUAUGAUCAAGAGAUUUGUUGAGCAAGAAAAGGUAAUUCGUCAUGUGCUGGGUGCAGACACACAGUGUCUCAUAUCAACAUGGCAAGAUGUUGAAGUGCUGGAAACAGUGAGGGAAAUGCUUGGUCCUCUGUUCUAGUUGAGCAAAGUGUAACAGUCUCCUACCUAAAACCUGACUCGGAGGUCCUGAACACUGAGUACAAAGAAGGCAAUGUGGAUUUCCUCUUUGGUUUGACUUUCAUACUUGACCUCCGCAUUAAAGAAACACGCUACAGCCAUGAUGACCAGAUUAAAGCCAUUUCGUCAACAAUCACCACUGAGCUCAUGGCCAUGGCAGCAGAGGACGGCUGCGCUCCUCCAGGCCCCUCAACGGCUACAGCUCAGGUUACCACUGCAGAAGAUGGAGCAGAGAGAAGUGCCUUCUUUCGCUGACCCCUGGGGCUGUUUGGCUCCACUGAAGCCACCUCUGCCUCUGUGCCUCUCCGGGUCCGCCAGAGUUUGCCAGCCACCCCAGGAGCACCAGGACUGCCAACCCCACCCACUGAGCAAGUCUCCACACCACUGACACCUCCCGUCUCCAUCCCUUGCUCCCUCUGCCAGCCAGACCUUUCGCCAUCCAUGUCAAUCAGCCUUCUUCUCUGGAAGUCAACCACUCCCACCUCCUCUGCAGUCAGAGUCUGACAGAGAAGACCGCUUUUAUCAGAUCUUGGGAGCGGAAGGAGAUCGUCCCCCUUGCUGUCCCAACUACUCCACCUCCUCCUUGUCUUUCUCCUCCUCUUUCUCCUCCCUCCUUCUCUCCUCCAGCCCUGCAUCGUUUCAUCAUGGGCCGACUCAAUCGAUAAUGCGUUUCGCCAUUCAUCUCAACUGACAGCUCAGCCGUGGAGCGAGGCGAGAGAACUGGUGUGUGUGUGCGAGAGAGGGAAAGAGAGAGAGAGAAAGAAAGGAAGAGAGAGAGAGAGAGAGAGAGAAGACGAGAGCGCUAGAUUGAAAGGCAAACGUCUGUGGCCACCACCAGCCUCGUCCCUGGGUGACAGGAAGUGAAGGAUUUUUAUUACAGCCACAAACAGACUGUCAGUGUUGGCUGCAGGUGGUAGUCGGGUCGAGGCCUCACCUUAGAACCACACCCGCUGGGACAGAACCUCCUAAACCUGGAUGUUUUCCCAGGUUCUUUACUUCAUUCGUUCUUCUCAAUCGUCAAAGUGUCAUUAAAAACCAAACCGACGCACACAUAAUUGCAUUUGCUGGAUAUCCGUUCCUCUCCAUCGACCCCUACUACUUGGUUCAAAAUGGCGGUGAAUGUGACACCGAUCCGAGACACAAAGUGGCUGACGCUGGAGGUCUGUCGGGAAUUCCAGAGAGGGACGUGUUCACGGCCGGACAGCGAGUGCAAGUUUGCCCACCCUGCCAAGAGCUGUCAAGUGGAAAACGGCAGAGUCAUUGCCUGUUUUGAUUCACUCAAGGGCCGAUGCUCGCGGGAGAACUGCAAGUACCUCCAUCCUCCUCCUCACCUAAAGACCCAGCUGGAGAUCAAUGGAAGGAACAACCUCAUCCAGCAGAAAAAUAUGGCGAUGCUGGCCCAGCAGAUGCAGCUCGCUAAUGCCAUGAUGCCGGGCACACAGCUACAGCCAGUGCCGAUGUUUUCAGUCACACCCAGCCUUGCAACCAACGCCAAUGCUGCUGCUGCUGCUGCGGCGGCCGCCGCGUUUAACCCCUACCUUGGCCCCAUGUCGCCCGGCCUGAUGCCCGGAGACAUGUUGCCCAGUGCCCCCGUACUGGUCACCAGCAACCACAACGUCCCCGUUGCUGCUGCUGCCGCUGCACAGAAACUCAUGAGGACAGACAGACUGGAGGUUUGUCGAGAAUACCAGCGGGGCAACUGCACACGCGGGGAGAACGACUGUCGCUUCGCCCACCCGGCGGACAGCACUAUGAUCGACACCAACGACAACACAGUCACUGUGUGCAUGGACUACAUUAAGGGCCGCUGCUCGAGGGAGAAGUGCAAGUACUUCCACCCUCCGGUUCACCUGCAGGCCAAGAUCAAAGCCGCCCAACACCAAGUCAACCAGGCUGCAGCUGCUGCAGCUAUGACUCAGUCGGCUGACAAAUCACUGAAGCGACCCCUCGACGCAACUAUUGACCUGGGGCUCCCUCCCGUCUUGCCUCCGUUACCAAAGAGACCUGCACUUGAAAAAGCCAACGGUGCCACCACGAUGUUCAACGCUGGCGUAUUCCAGUACCAACAGGCCCUGGCCAACAUGCAGUUUCAGCAGCAGACUGCCUUCAUACCAUCAGGCUCGAUAUUGUGCAUGACACCUGCAACAAGUGUUGUACCCAUGAUGCACGGUGCUACUCCAGCCACUGUGUCUGCAGCCACCACAUCUGCCGCAAGUGUUCCCUUUGCAACCGCAACAGCCAAUCAGCAAACGUCUCCCUCUCUCCCUCUCUCCUUCCCUGUCUUUCUCCCUCUCAAUCAGAUUCCAAUAAUAUCUGCAGACCAUCUGACGAGUCACAAGUAUGUGACCCAGAUGUAGGAGUCUCAUUCUGAACAGUGGGAGUGGAGCGUCAAGUCCAAGAUUAGCAGUUACCCUUCAUGCCUGUAACAUCUAAAUCUGCAUGUUAACGUAGGCGGCAGAGUUUGUCGGGAUCUAUUUCUUGUGUAUUUCAUUGCACACUAUUUACAAAACAAUGGAAGAGAGCAUCAUUUGCAUUUACAGACUGCCUUUCGCUCAGUAGAGGCUACUUACCUUUAUCCACCGGACACACUCUGAAUGUGAAAAUGAGAUAAACGUGUGGAGCAGUCGUCAAAAAAAAACAAAACAGCGACCGCUCGAUUGGUACGUCCAUUGACCAAGAAUCAUGACUGAUGGUGUUUGUUUGUUCACUGAUUGUUGGUCUUUGACCUAAAAUGUGUUCAUUUGUUUACACAGAGGUGCACCUUGUAUUUCAGUUGAGGUAAAAAAAAAGAAAAAGAAACAAAUAAUGCGACUGAAUCACAUAUGCAUGUACACACGAUUCUUUAGUUUUUUUCUUCCUGACUUUCUUUGUUAAACCAAUGAUAAGGGAAAUGACACGAGUGCACUCAGAGGCAGAAUAGCAACUGAAUGUGUGUGAGGUGACUUUUGGAAACCUUUCCGUCUUUCAAGCACAUGUCUUUAAACUCGCUAGCGUCCCUGUAAAGUGCCAUCCAUCUCAAAGUACGCGAAAGGCAUUGGAGCAGUGUUACAAACUCCCUUUAACAUGUUUCCUCUCAUGGACGCCAUGUCACGUCUCGUGUCAUUACCUGUGAUUCCAAAUAUCACCACUGCUGAUCAGAUUAUCUUCCCCAGAUUGAAUGCUUUACUCAAAUCUUCUACUGAAUGAAAAGCUUUUUUCUUUUAUUCUUCGAGUUUCACGUCGAUGUCGGUUGUUCAGACAUAAAAAAAAAAGGGCGGGAGCGGAUAUGUCCGUGUCUGUUUAGUUGAUGGCGACUAUGAUCUUAACUUAUAUGAUGAAUAGCUUUGACAGAACACAGCGAUCGGUCGGGAUGCAAACUGCUGAGGGAGAGCGGAGUCAAGAAUCUACACUUAUGUGAUUCGUUUGACCGGAUUUGUGUUCAUUUGUUUGGUUCUGCAUAUUUUAGGGCAGGUUGUGAAAGGUAGAUUUGGUGUAGUGUAUAUACAGUAGAGUCUGGCAUAUUUAAGAAAAUGUGUUAAAUACAUCUACCUGAGAACUGUUAGUCAGCCAAAGGCUUUUUUGUGUGUGUGUGUGUGUGUGUGUGUCUCUGUUACUCGAUGUUGUGCGUAUCAUUUUUAAAAACACGUGGGCCUCGUGAGUGAGCCCAAAGAAAUAAGGACUGAGUGUUUAGAGUAGUGUUUUUUUUGUUUGUUUUACGUGCGUGUUUUUGUUCCGAGUGUUGUUCAGGCGUAAUUUAAUUGGUGGGUAGCGCAGGGAAACGUGGUAAGAUACAUAAACGAUUGUAUUACUCAUCCAAAGCCUUAGAAUGUACCAUCGGGUCAGCACAAUGCAACAUGACAUUUGAAAUCAUUCAGUUGCCUAAUCCACGUCAUAUUAACACACACACACACACACACAUACACAGAGCACUAUGUAAUUGUCACUUUUUUUUUUCGUCGUCAGUGUUUUCUUAACUUUAUCAGACAAGGUGUGUUAUAUUACUUUAUUUUGUUUGGAUGACAUUUAGUUUUUUAGGUCAGAUUUUUAGUUUUGCUGAUUAUAUUUAUCUUUCUUAUAAUAAUAUAAGGUUUAAAAAAAAAGAGAGAAAAAAAAGGGUGUGUUUUUGUGUGCGUUUCCCCCCCAUGCACAAUGUUUCCUGACAAUUCCAUGUAAGGUUCAUUUUUAGUAUGAUUAUGAUUGAAAACUCAGUAUUUUCUAUGUUAUGCAUAUUGUUGAAGUGUAUGCAUUUUUUUUGUUCAUUUUUUCUCUAGUCCGUGUUUGUGUUCUUUGAACAAAGAUGUUUUAUACGAGUAUCUAAAAGUGAUGAAAUAAUAGAACAGAGAGGCUAAGUGGUCACUGUGGCAGCCGUCGCCAAUAAUCCAGUCAUAUUUUAACGAUUGUAAGGUUUGUAACUAGUCAAAUAAGGGGGAAAAAAAAGACUCUUAUUAAAAAAAGAUGUUUAGAGUAAAGAUGUUAUUUUCUACUGUAUCCAUUUCAAAUAGUAACUAUUGUUUUAAUAUUUUUACUCUCCCUGGAAAUUGGGCCAUGUCGGAAAAACAAGCUGCAUAUUUGAUCACUUUUUUCAGGGGCGUUGCUGGCGGGGGUUUGGGUGAACGUGGCGAGCGGGGAAGUGAGUCUGCACACUCGCCUCUUCCUCAGCCGGCCGCAAACAACCAGGGUGGGGGUGGGGAAAUGUCGAUAAAGGUGAUAAAGUUGAUAAAGGUUGACUUUUUUGCACUUCUGUACAUAGUCAAAAAAGAGAGAAUCGUGUAUAUUGAGAUCUUAUUUUGAAUAAAAAAAAAAAACAAUAAUAAUAAUUGUGUCUAUAACGACAACGGAAUUUUGCUAGGAUAACAAGAAAAAAAAAAUCUUUUGAAAGGCUGAACAAAAUUGCUUGCAUCAAAAAGGGCACUGAGUUCUCACUCUCCUACCCAUUUCAGACAAGGCCAAGUGUUGCUCUUGUUUUUUUGUCAGCAGCUUGUAGUUUGCCAGGAAACCAAACCGGAGGAGGCGUCCACUGACCUCCUGUGUAAAGGGCCUGACCGGGUUUGUCUGCUCCCCCAACCUGCCGUUACUGACAGGUGUGUGUGCGUGAGUGCGUGAGUGCAUGAGUGCGUGCGUGCGUGUGUGUGUGUGUGUGUGUGUGUGUGUGUGUGCCCUCCCAGGUCCGACUACUCACAACAUGUCCUGUCUCUUCACUUUACUCAGAGAGAAAUGCAUGUUCCAGGAAAUACAUGUACCUGUUUUAAUAAAAAGUCACUUUAAAAAAGAAAGAAAAAAAAAAACCAUGACGACACAAUAAGAAAACAUGUUACACACGGAGAGAUGUAUUUACAGUAUACAAUAUUCUAUCAAUGUAAUGGAAUAAAACAUACAUAUAUAUAUAAAUAAAAAUACAAAAAUAGAAUAGUGGAUUAUUUAGAAGAAGAAGAAAAAAAAAAAAGAUUCCUCAGAAAUAUACUCACUAAAAGUUUCACCAUUUGGAGAGUUAAUACACAUGCAACACAAACACCAUAGUUCUAUAAAUACGUUCUUUAUGUUCAUGUAAGCUGUGCUUCUAGUAGAUGAAACUGACCAAACGGGAACGUUGUUCAACAUCGGGCAGGGUUUAGUAGAACGUUACUUUAGUUGUGGUUUUUGGUCAUAAUCUUGUCACCUUUGUCAUCGCUCAUCUCCUACAAGCACGCAUGCUUACGUUUAUGAUAAAAUGUUUUUUUCUUUUCUUUUGUUUGUUGUUUGUUUUUCCUGCUUGUAGUGCUAAUAAUGAUGUAUUCUGUCUUCUGCUGCAGUUUGUUUCUGCUUGUUUUACCGUCCAGGCCCCCUGAAAGGAUGUGCCAAAGUUUGCAUGCCGGUCGCCUCCUCGGAGAAAACCAACCGAUUGCCAUAGUCUAAAGCCAUAAAAUAUUAUAAUCUCAUCAGAGUGAAAUGUGAAGAGAAAGCAGAGAUGAAGCAGAGGUGGGAACUGUUGAAUGAAUGCAUUUGCUGAGGUUUUUAUGAACAACAACAACAUCACGUCACAAUUAAAGUCGUGAGUGUUUGUAAUGAAAACCUGUCGUGUGCCAAUUUAUGAUGGAUAAGAAGUAAUAAGUAGGUUCUUGGCACAUUUUUUCACGUGGCCUGUAUUGCUAUAUUGAUUCUUGCUGUUAUGAAUAAAAAAAAAAAAAAGGAAUAAAAAUUUACAAAUGAACUGAACCAAA